Molecule: messenger RNA, 4288 nt
Organism: Puccinia graminis f. sp. tritici CRL 75-36-700-3
Lineage: Eukaryota; Fungi; Basidiomycota; Pucciniomycetes; Pucciniales; Pucciniaceae
Exons: 13
Coding region: 40-4080 (1346 amino acids)
Source: RefSeq, a predicted model, not a curated record
ACCUUUUGAGGGUUUUCUGAUAAACAGUACUUCGACCAGAUGGAGACUCUUCCAAAUGAAUUCCUCUCUCACCAUCUACCGCUCAUGUUCUUCGCCGGGAUCGAGCCUCAACCCGCCGUCCAACCAUCCAAUCCACCCUCAGAAGAACAACAACCUAGACCACCAUCCAAAGAUCCAUUCGAGGUUUUGAUCGAAAACUUGCGAGCAGUACUAGCAUCCAAGCCAUCUCAUCCAUCGAUUUGGAUCCCCCGAAAGACCCCACAGCCAACGUCUGAUUACAGAGUUCUAUUGGUCCCCAAGUCAAUCAGGUUUCCGCCUCGUAAAACUAGACCUUCGUCCGUCAGCAGUACUACAUCUACCAAUGCAGUCUCUCACUCUCCACUAUCACCGUUAUCCCAAACUUCUCCACUCUUUCCCGACGGGAUAAUGACACCGAUCUGGAUCAGGAAGCAUCGAGAUAUGAUUCCUUCAGUGUUUGUGCUCAUGUUGAAACUAUGGGAACCACCUCAACCACCCAAUCAUCAGAUUCAUACCGACGAGCAUCACGAUCGAGCUGAAUACGAGAAGUUCGACCACGAGCUGAUUUAUGAAAUCUCUGAGCGAAAGAAAACGACUUCUGAACGUGGAAUUAAAUUGGCGGUGAUCAUCCUAACCUCAAGAUACAUGCUGGAUAACCCACAGCUUGAUACGAGACUCAGUUACAUUCGAAAGAAAUCAUCACUCGACACACGUGCCUCUCUCUUCGUCCUAUCACCGGUCCCAGCCCAUGACGUUGUUAACUUUAUCCAUACUCUCAAGGCUGAACUGUACGAAUCUACAAUCGAUUAUUACCGAGAGCAUUCUCGAAGGGUACGGAGGAAACGGACCAGGUCGAGCUCAAACGCAUUUGCCCAAUCUACAAGCUAUCACCAACCAGGACAGCAUGUGAUCACCCCACUGAGCCCUCAAGGCUGGAGCGUGCGGAGUGACUAUAAGUUGGCCACGUUUGCUGAAUUUCGUCAAGAGUAUGAGGUUGCCAUCAAAUCUUACGAAGAUUGCUGGGAAGGCCUACUACAAAUGUUUAACAGUACCGCUGUCUUACCUCCAAGAACAAAACGCUGGGCAGAGGCAAAAGUUUUGGUUGAUUGCAUCAAUUUUAAGAUCUCAAAGCUUUAUUUGUAUUCGAAUGAACCGAAUAGAGCGAUGUACCAGUUCAACAAGCACAUCAACAAGUUUCGGGAGCUUUGUAACGGCUGGGGUAUCGGCGACGAGACAUACGAGUUUUGGGCCUGGCUAUCUAAGCAAUACACUGUUUUAGCCGAUCUCGUCGACAUUGGUUGUAGGAACGGGAUGCGCCUGCCCAACCUAUGUCCUCCGCCGAUUCCAGUGAGCGAAAAGGCUCGGACGAGUUCACCCGUCUUAUCUGAAUCACGCCUGCUUGGUGGUGGGGCUGUUAACUUGACUGGGGUACUCGUUCACCCCGGGUUCUAUUACUUCUAUGGCGCUCAAUGUGCCGUCGAACGACGAAACAAAUUCCAGGCAAGUGAGGCGGCUGAGGAAGAAAUGAGAUCAAUUGCUGAGUCCAAGGGAGAAGCUGGCUCCUUCCAACCUUCUCCUGCCUUGUCGCACGAAAGAAAGAUACACCAUGGGGAAUUGAUCAUCAGUUUGUACACAAAAGCAUACGAGAUCUUCAAAACCGUAGGUUCGAGUCGGAUGACUUUAUUCUUAGCUCUGAAGAUAGCCCUAGUCCAUUACCACCAAAACGAUCAUUCGACGGCCUGGAAAUUCUUCCAGCGAAUCAUUCCGUCCUAUCGCAAAGGUAGCUUCAACACUCUCCUCGAUAGCGUUCUCUAUCUAUCUUACCGGAACUUGAACGCUCUUGUUGCAAAGAAGAAGGACACCUCGAUUCCUGAAUCUGAUCCCAAGGGCAACGAACCCGUUGAGCUGUUGAAAAUCUGUCUGGAACUCAUUGGGAGGGAUUUGUUACUUGCAUCUCCAAACGGUAGUUAUGGAGAUAUUUGUAAUACGUUAGCCGGUUUGAUACAGCCUCUUGCGGAAUCUCCGUCACCGGAAGCUGAGGUAGUAAACCUUUCAGUUGAGCAAUCAGCCUUCCCAGUGCGAUUUCAAGUGGCAUUUUGGGAACCUACUAUUCAGCUCGGGGAUGAGGUUGAAUUUCAAGUUUUUAUGAGGAUACCUCAAACAUUUGCGGAUUGCCAGCCAACCAUGGCCCAAAUCAGUCUGAAGUUUACAUCCAUUCCUGUGCUCACAAUAGUCCAUCAACCGUCUCAAUCAAAACGGCCUGCCCAGAAUCUCGAUGUUGGACUCCUUUCUGAUGAGUCAUCAAGCCAGACACUUGAUCUCCAUGUGACCGAGAAGUCUUAUUGGCUGAUCACUGGACGGUUGAAGCCGUCGGAAGUCAAUAAGAUCACCCUGGAACAAGUCGUAUUUCGUUUUGAUAAUAUUCUCAACAGUGGUCGCUUUGAUUUUUCCAUCGCGCCUGAUACGCCUGGAGACCAAACUUCGGAUCCAUCACUAUGGAUUGAGCAUUUCGAUGACGCGAGUUAUGAGCCAAUCUUCCUUCAUACAGAGAGCUUCGAAUCGGCUUGCAAGGUUCAACACAAGAAGCCCGACGUUUUGUUUUCUCUGGACUGCGAGUCAUGUGGGAUUGUCAAUAAGGAACAGAGUUUACAGAUUGAGAUUUCAAAUCUAGAGGAGGACUCUUUAAAUUUGAAGCUUGCUGUCAAACUGCAAUCUCCCUCUACCAAUGAUCUCCUCGAGAUGGAUGACGAAAGACGUAAUAUCCAGCAAUUCCUGGACCUGAAGCUUGGUAACAUAAAGUCGAAAGAAACUAUGAAGAAGAGCAUAACAUUUGUGCCGACCGAAGUGAUCGGCUUGAGAGUAUUAGAGUUCACUCUAGCGAUCAAAGAGGUCACCGAUGAUCAUAACAACAACGAAAAUAACGAACAGAAGGACAAAGACGAUGAUGAUGGUGAUGAUGAUCAAAAGCUGGACAGCUUGAGAGUGUCUAAAAUCCAUAGGAAAGCCUCAUUGGAAGUUGAAGAUCCGAUCCAAAUCCAGUUCAGCAUUCAGAACUUCCAUCAACUCAAUAACCCCAAUCACCCUAGCUAUUUCAAGUCUUCUAAGUUACUACAUCGCUUUAAUCUUAAUCUCUUGAUCUCCAAUUUCUCCGCACAAAUACAUCAAGCUUUCCUCUUAUUGUUAAAUUCUAUCAAGAUUCAGAGUGUUUCACUUUCCUUGGAGAACGCAUCAUGCCCAACGAGGGUGAUAUCUUGUUCUUUGCCAAACGACGUUUCCUCAGAUUUAGAUAUAGACAUGGAAAUCGGGAAUUCGUUUGCUAUCAGUUAUAUCGUCGAAGUUGAAGUUGAUCAUGCUCAGGAUAGCGUUUCGGGUUGUUCUGUUGCAGUUAGAUGGGUUUGCUCUUUGAAUGGAACCCAAAACUCGCACUCGAAACAGAUUCCAGUAGUGUUCAAGGUACCGAUUCUAGCUCCAAUUGCAGUCCUAACCGACCUCAAAACGCACCUAAAGAUCAUGGAGCCAAUCGAAGUAAAUUACAUGAUCGUGAAUCGAGAUCCGACGAAGACUGCCGAUCUCGUGGUCAAGAUUCCUGAGCCACCGACGAACAGUAAAAAGGAACCAAGUGGCAGUGAAUGGAUCAUCGCUGGCUCGAAGUUGAUCAACUCAAUCUUGGUGUUACCUCGCUCGUCUAUGGUAGUUUCCUUAGUCGGCAUUCCGACGAAACUUGGCCAGAUCAAUGGCCCGAAGGUCGAGGUCUUCCGGCGAAUAAACCAGCGCAGCUUGCACAUGGACUCAUCGAACCGAUUAUCUAGCGAACAACAUCAUCAACCUUCGUUGUCUAGUUUGAAAGACUUGCAAGAUCUCGAUUCGAGCUAUGAUGGGUCCGAUCCUGGCUCUCAAUCGAAUACCAAACUCGUGCCGGUCGAGAUCUUCAGAACUUAUUCUAUCGUCGAGAAGCUCCCAACUGGUAUAGAUCCGAAUUUGAUCGACGACCAACUCAAAAGUCAGAAUCGACCAACCAAAAACCCAGAUCAAAAUUUGAAAGUCUUUGUCUUACCGGCUUAAAUCAUCUGAAACUAUCCUCUUCUCAUAGUAUGCAUAUAUUGUCCCUUUUUGUGUGUCCAUCACUGCGUCUUUCCUCCUUUUCAUGUAUUCUCUAUUAAUGCAUAUAUCUUGGAUCAAAGCCAACAAGACAGUUCACAAGAAAAAAGAAGAAUCAGACAAUAUCUGCCAGCUUGUUCAACUUUUUUGAAUGUAAAUCAUCUCCAAAAAA